AUGGACAUGAACAUCCACUCCGACCCGCUGGUGAACCGCGACGACCCCAUCCCCGUCGUCGCCAUUUCUGCACCACGGGACGAUCCCUCGCCUACCGAGUAUGACCGCCCCAAGGGCAGCAAGCGUGCUGCCAUCCGCCAGUCGUUGUCGUCGGGGAAGCUGAGGGAGAAGUUUGAUUCUUUCAAAGAGCAGAGCAGCAGCCGCGGCCACCAGCGCAGCGUAAGCUCCAGCGCAAGCGAAUCGCCCAGCAAGAUCCAGGACCGUUUGAUGAACAUGUAA
Molecule: messenger RNA, 279 nt
Organism: Lasiodiplodia theobromae
Lineage: Eukaryota; Fungi; Ascomycota; Dothideomycetes; Botryosphaeriales; Botryosphaeriaceae
Product: Integral peroxisomal membrane peroxin
Exons: 1
Coding region: 1-279 (92 amino acids)
Source: RefSeq, a predicted model, not a curated record